Molecule: messenger RNA, 1269 nt
Organism: Brassica napus (rape)
Lineage: Eukaryota; Viridiplantae; Streptophyta; Magnoliopsida; Brassicales; Brassicaceae
Exons: 1
Coding region: 1-1269 (422 amino acids)
Source: RefSeq, a predicted model, not a curated record
AUGGAGAAUAUUGAAGAAGCAAGUAACAAUUUAGGUGUCAAGUCAAGUGAUCAAGUGGCCGACACUGAGAAUCAUUCAGAUCUAAAUCAAGAAGAGGACCCAAGUUUGGACAACAACUCCCAAAUGUUGGUUCUCCAGACUCCUCCAAAGCCGUUCAACAUGCAUACUCGGGAAGUUGACGACAGUGAUGAUUUCGUUGGGCAUGUCCCUCAAUGUGUUUCGUCUAGAUCGACACAUGAUACAUCUUAUGGAGAAGACGAGGAUGACGACUUUGUCGAACCGGUACCUCAGUGUGUUUCGGGUGGUCAGACACAUGAAACCCUGGUUGGAGAAGACGAGGAUGAAGACUUUAUCAAACCGGUACCUCAGUCUCAAAGCCGUGAGGAACACGCAAGAAGACGUCGUGAAAAAGAUAAGGCUGAUGACGAAUCACUCAUGAAAUCCUUUAGAGCCGUUGAGCUAUAUGGAUUUGAGGAUGUAGAAGCUUCGUCUAACAACGAAGCAGUUAACGAUUAUACCGUCUAUGAUAUUGACUUCACUCUAGCAGAUGCUGAUAUGUACACUGGGAAGCUAUUCAGUAGCAAGCAAGAAUUCAAGAUCAGUUUGCACAUUUAUGCCUUAAAGCAGGUGUUCAGGUUCAAGUUCCACAAACAUGCGUUUAACUACGUCGCAGCGAAAUGCAUUGAAAAAAACUGCAAAUUUUAUGUUAUGGCUAAGCAAUUGGGGGAAUCUUCGACAUAUCAGGUGAGGAAGGCGCAACUGAAGCAUGUCUGCACAUCUGAUGCUAAAGCGCAAUAUAAGAAACAUGCGACGUCGAAAGUAAUAGCUGCACUAAUGAGAUCGAAGUAUGAAAGGCUCCAAGCUGGACCGCGCGCAUCUGAAUUACCCGAGAUGCUCCGGAGUGAGUUCUUGUUUACAGCCACAUAUUGGAAAUGUUGGAAAGCAAAAGAGUUAGCAACUGUGGCUGCACAAGGAACAGAAGAGAGCUCUUACAAGCUCCUGCCGAAAUAUUUUUAUGUUGUAAAGUAUGCAAAUCCUGGGUCCAUUACUAAUAUCAAAACUGAAAAAGAUGAUAAGGUUCAGACAAGGUUUAAGUACGCGUUCAUGGCGCUGAAAGCUUGCAUUGACGGGUGGAAGCAUCUACGGAAGGUUAUUGUGGUGGAUGGUACUCAUAUGUUUGGGAAGUACAAAGGGUGUUUACUAACUGCAAGUGGGCAAGAUGCCAAUUUUUCAGGUAUUCCCUAUAGCGUUUGCUGUUGUAGACAAUGA